AUGGAACAUCAAAUUGAUUAUUCUUCAAAUGGUAAUAAUCCAUUUAUAAUAAAUGGACUUAACUUGGUCAGUCAAUUGAAUUUCUUCACAGCUAAAAAUGGAAGUAGCGCAUAUCAUAACUUAACAAAGAAGGAAAGAUUUCUAUCUAAUACCAGUUGGUUCAGUUGUAAUACUAAAGAAUCUUGGGGUCCAUUAUCUGCCAAAUAUAAUGAUUUUACUCCAUGUUUUUUGGGUGUCUUAUUUGGAAUAUCUUCAUUAUUAAUGAUUUUCAUAGGGUCUUAUCAGAUCCAUUAUUUAAGACAAAAAAAAAUCACAGUUGCAAAUAGAAUUAAUUGGACUUUUUAUACUAAAUUAUUAUUAGUAGUAUUACAGUUAAUUUUUCAAAUUUUGGUGGUUUUCACAUUCCCAUUUGGAUCCGGUGGAAUUAUACAAACUUCAAAUUAUUUAAAUAUUGGAUCAACUUUAAUUGCAUUAGGAAUUCAUUAUUUAGAACAAUUUAAAUCUGCUAUACCAAAUGGUGUAUUAUUAUUUUAUUGGUUAUUUCAAAUCAUUUUAAAUUUAGCAAGAAUACUAAAUUUACAAUUACGUAACAAAUUAGGAUCAAAUUAUGGUAAUUUAGUGAUUUUAAUAACUACUAAUUCAUUAUUAAUUUUAUUAAUUGAAACUUUAUUACCUAUGAAACCAUUAAAUUAUUAUCAAAGAUUGAAAACUGUAAGUCCUUAUGAUAGAGCUAACGUUUUUUCACGUAUUACAUUUGAUUGGAUUGGUGGAUUAAUGAAACAAGGUUAUAACAAUUAUUUAACUCAAAAGGAUUUACCUCCAUUACCAAAAGAUUUAAAAGCUAAAAAUACUAAUAAAGAUUUUAAUCAUUAUUGGAAUAGACAACCAUCAACUAAAAAAUCUUUAUUUUGGGCUAUAUCUAACGCUUUUGGAUCUGAAUUUUUAUUAGGAGGUGUUUUUAAAGCUGCUCAAGAUUCUUUAGCUUUUAUUCAACCACAAUUAUUACGUUUAUUAAUUAAAUUUGUUAAUGAUUAUUCACAAUCAGUUAAAAAGGGGGAACCAUUACCUUUAACUAGAGGUUUAAUGAUUGCUGUAUCUAUGUUCUUAGUUUCCAUCAUACAAACAGCUUGUUUACAUCAAUAUUUCCAAAGAGCUUUUGAUUUAGGUAUGAAAAUUAAAAGUGCAUUAACUUCAACUGUUUAUGAUAAAUCUCUUGUAUUAUCAAGUGAAUCCAAACAAGAAAGUUCAACUGGUGAUAUUGUUAAUUUAAUGUCUGUUGAUGUACAAAGAUUACAAGAUUUAGUUCAAAAUUUACAAAUUGUAUGGUCAGGACCAUUUCAAAUCAUUAUUUGUCUUUAUUCAUUAAAUAAUUUAAUUGGAAAUUCAAUGUGGGCAGGUGUUGCAAUAAUGAUUAUUAUGAUUCCAUUAAAUGCUGUAAUUGCCAAAACUCAAAAAAAAUUACAAAAGACACAAAUGAAAUAUAAAGAUAAAAGAUCAAGAUUAAUUAAUGAAAUUUUAAAUAAUAUUAAAUCAUUAAAACUUUAUGGAUGGGAACAACCUUAUUUACAAAGAUUAAAUUAUGUUCGUAAUGAUUUAGAAUUAGAUAAUUUAAAAAAAAUGGGUGUUUUUAUGGCAGUUUCAAAUUUUACUUGGAAUUUAGCUCCAUUUUUAGUUAGUUGUUCAACAUUUGCAGUAUUUGUAUUAACUCAAAAGAAAAGUUUAUCUACUGAUUUGGUAUUUCCUGCAUUAUCAUUAUUUAAUUUAUUAAGUUUUCCCUUAGCUGUUGUUCCAAUGGUUAUUACAAAUAUAGUUGAAGCUCAAGUUGCUAUUGGUAGAUUAACUAAAUAUUUAACAAGUUCUGAGCUACAAGGUAAUGCUGUUUCAAAACAAGCACCAGCUGAUAAAAUUGGUGAUGUUGCAGUUUCUAUUAAAAAUGGUACUUUUUUAUGGUCAAAAUCUAAAAAUGAACAAAAUUAUAAAGUUGCAUUAUCUAAUAUUAAUUUAGAUGCUAAAAAGGGUGAAUUAGAUUGUAUUGUUGGUAAAGUUGGAUCUGGAAAAUCAUCCAUAAUUCAAGCUAUAUUAGGUGAUUUAUAUAAAUUAGAUGGUGAAGUUAUUUUACAUGGUAAAGUAGCUUAUGUUGCUCAAGUUCCAUGGAUAAUGAAUGGAUCAGUUAGAGAAAAUAUUUUAUUUGGUCAUAAAUAUGAUCCAGAAUUUUAUAAUCAUGUAUUAAAAGCUUGUGCAUUAACUGUUGAUUUAGCUAUAUUAACAAAGGGAGAUCAAACUGAAGUUGGUGAAAAAGGAAUAUCAUUAAGUGGUGGUCAAAAAGCAAGAUUAUCAUUAGCUAGAGCUGUUUAUGCUAGAGCUGAUGUUUACUUGUUGGAUGAUCCAUUAAGUGCAGUUGAUGAACAUGUUGGUAAACAUUUAGUUGAUCAUGUAUUAGGACCUAAUGGAUUAUUAAAAACCAAAUGUAAGAUAUUAGCUACUAAUAACAUUAAAGUUUUAAGUAUUGCAAAUAAUUUAAAUAUGGUAAGUGAUGGAAGAUUAAUUGAGCAAGGAACAUAUGAUGAUAUAAUGAAACAAGAAAAUUCAAAAUUAAAAUUAAUAAUUGAAGAAUUUGGUACAAAAAGAGAAGAAUCUCCUAAACCUACCACUAAUGGAGAAACUACUAUAGAAGAAAAUAAGAAAGAUGUUUAUGAAACUAAAGAUGAUGUCAACUUACAAGACCUUGAUUCAGAUUGUGAUUUAGAAAUUACAAGUUUAAGAAGAGCUUCUGAAGUUUCUUUAGUACCAGAUGAUGAAAGAGAUACUCAAUUGUAUCUUGAAGAAGAAACUGAAUUGGAAGAAGGAGAAGUUGAAAGUGAAGAUAAAAUUGCAAGAAAAGAACAUAUUGAACAAGGGAAAGUUAAAUGGACAGUUUAUCAAGAAUAUGCUAAAGCAUGUGGUCCUUUCCACGUAUUGAUAUUUUUGGGUUGUGCAGUAUUAUCUUAUUUAGUUAAUGUUGGAUCUACUUUUUGGUUAGAACAUUGGUCUGAAAUUAAUACAAAAUAUGGAUAUAAUCCAAAUGUUGGAUUUUAUUUAGGAAUAUAUUUUUUGUUAGGUAUUGGUUAUUCAUUUAGUUCAUUAAUUCAAAAUAUUACAUUAUGGAUAUUAUGUACUAUUCAAGGUUCUAAAAAGUUACAUAAUUCAAUGGCAAUAUCAGUUAUUAGAGCACCAAUGACUUUUUUUGAAACUACUCCUAUUGGUAGAAUUUUGAAUAGAUUUUCAAAUGAUAUUUACAAGAUUGAUGAAGUUAUUGGUAGAGUAUUUAAUAUGUUUUUCAGUAAUUUGAUAAAAGUAACUUUAACAAUUAUAGUUAUUUGUUUUUCAACUUGGCAAUUUAUAUUUUUAAUUAUUCCUUUAGGAGUAUUAUAUAUAUAUUAUCAACAAUAUUAUUUAAGAACUUCAAGAGAAUUAAGAAGAUUAGAUUCAGUUUCAAGAUCACCAAUAUAUGCAAAUUUUCAAGAAUCAUUAGUUGGUAUUUCAACAAUAAGAGCUUAUGGUAAAGAAGAUCGUUUUAAAUUUUUGAAUCAAUCAAGAGUUGAUGAAAAUAUGAAAGCUUAUCAUCCUGCUAUAAAUGCAAAUAGAUGGUUAGCUGUAAGAUUAGAAUUUUUAGGAUCAAUAAUUAUUUUAGGAGCUGCUGGAUUAUCUAUUUUAACAUUAUCUUCAGGACAUUUAACUGCUGGAUUAGUUGGCUUAUCAGUAUCUUAUGCAUUACAAAUUACUCAAUCAUUAAAUUGGAUAGUUAGAAUGACAGUUGAAGUUGAAACAAAUAUAGUUGCAGUUGAAAGAUGUCUUGAAUAUUCAACCUUAAAAAGUGAAGCUCCAGAAAUUAUUCCAAAUCAUAGACCACCAACAAAUUGGCCACAACAAGGAGAAAUUAAAUUUCAAAAUUAUUCAACAAAAUAUAGACCUGAAUUAGAUUUAGUUUUAAAAAAUAUUAAUUUAGAAAUUAAACCAAAAGAAAAAAUUGGAAUUGUUGGUAGAACAGGAGCUGGUAAAUCUUCAAUAACUUUAGCUAUAUUUAGAAUUAUAGAAGCUUUUAAAGGAGAUAUAAAUAUUGAUGGUAUACAAACAAAUACUAUUGGAUUAUUUGAUUUAAGACAUAAAUUAUCAAUAAUACCACAAGAUUCUCAAGUAUUUGAAGGAACAGUAAGAUCAAAUCUUGAUCCAACUAAUGAAUAUUCAGAUGAUCAAAUUUAUAAAGCUUUAGAAUUAUCACAUUUAAAAGAUCAUGUUGAAAAAAUGUUUAAAGAAAGAGAAAUUAAUGACACCAAUGAACCUUCUGAUGUUUUAGGUGAAAAAGAAGAAGAUAUAAAUACACCAUUAGAUGUUAAAAUUACAGAAGGUGGAUCUAAUUUAUCAGUUGGACAAAGACAAUUAAUGUGUCUUGGUAGAGUAUUAUUAAAAUUAAAUUAUUCAAAUAUUUUAGUAUUAGAUGAAGCAACAAGUUCUAUAGAUACUUCAACAGAUUCAUAUAUUCAAGAAACUAUUAGAACAGAAUUUAAAAAUAAAACUAUUAUAACUAUAGCUCAUAGAUUAAAUACAAUAUUAGAUUCUGAUAAAAUCUUGGUGUUAGAAAAGGGAGAAGUUGCUGAAUUUGAUACUCCUUCUAAUUUAUUAAAGAAUAAAAAAUCAUUAUUUUAUGCAUUAUGUAAAGAAGGUGGAUUUGUUAAUGAUGAUGAAUAA
This is a messenger RNA of Lodderomyces jiufengensis, 4725 nucleotides long. RefSeq names its product ATP-binding cassette glutathione S-conjugate transporter (gene YCF1). The coding region runs from base 1 to 4725 and encodes 1574 amino acids. Gene Ontology annotation, biological process: transmembrane transport. Lineage: Eukaryota; Fungi; Ascomycota; Pichiomycetes; Serinales; Debaryomycetaceae. The transcript has a single exon. The record is from RefSeq and is a predicted model, not a curated record. Gene Ontology annotation, molecular function: ABC-type transporter activity; ATP binding; ATP hydrolysis activity. Gene Ontology annotation, cellular component: membrane.